Coturnix japonica (Japanese quail) is the source of this 3389-nucleotide messenger RNA. The record is from RefSeq and is a predicted model, not a curated record. Lineage: Eukaryota; Metazoa; Chordata; Aves; Galliformes; Phasianidae.
UUGCCCAGGGAGGUCGGCCAUCACAAUACUGGUGCUGGGGCUUCUCAAGUUUGCUCCCGUGGACUGGGAUUUUCACAGGAAAGACAAAGCAAAUGCAUCUCAUAAAGUUAAUAUAGGCUGGGGCAGUAGCAAGUAGAAGUAAGAAGAUACAGCUGGCAGUUUCCAAGGGUAAUGUAUGAUUAAUAGAACUUAAGAUAAUGCAAAAGUGCUUCUUAGUUCAUAGCUACAAACUCCAAUUUUAUGUCUAUAUAUAUAAACCAUGGAUCGCUAAUUAAGGCGGCACGGUGCCGUCCUGCCUUAGGGGUCCGUGCUCGUCCUCCCCAGACACGGCACAGCAGGAAGCCUUUCUCCGCCAGGUGGCUCGGAGGGAGCCGCGAGGCGGGGCGUCAUCCCGGAGCUCGGCUGCCGGCAGAGAGGGGCGAAGCGGCGCUGGAUCCCCUAUGGAGGAUGGAUCCCCUAUGGAGGGCAGUUCUCUCGGAGAGCAUCCUCGGCUACAUUUCUUGGUCCCUCUACCAUGCCCUGCCACCAAUGAUCUAUUACUUCCCCCUGCAGACCCUGGCGCUUACUGGCUUAGAAGUUUUUGCAGUUUCUUUCUUGUCUCCGAUAUUCCUGAUAAUUGGUCCCUGUUGGAGGCUGGCAAACAAUAAGUACAUCCUUGCCCUUCUGAGACUGACUGUGGUUGGGAGCUUAGCUUCAUACCAGGCUCCAAAUGCUUCCAUUAGACUGUUCAUCUUGGCUGCUGGUGUUUCAUCCUCAUUGCUGGUUCAAACAGUAACACUGUGGUCAGGAAACAAUUUGCAAAGGUUCAUCAGGAUAUGGGGCUUCAUUCUAGGCAAGAUGAUGCUCCUUGUUCUUCGAAUCUGGUAUACGUCACUGAACCCAGUGUGGAGCUCACAAGCUGCCAAUACCAUCAUGCUGACAAUUGGUCUAGUGGCAGCAGCAGAGCGAAUUUAUUCAGUCGAAGACGAGAGGAAGCAAGGAGUGAACGCUGCUCGUAACACAGCUAAGGAGACUGUCUCGCAGCCUAAUUGGCUUUUGUCAGGAAUUGCUUUUGGCAGCCUCAUGUUCCUCACCGUGUGGAUAUUUGGGGAGGUCUCACUAAUUUCUAGGUGGGCAGUAAGUGGACAUCCACAUACAGGUCCAGAUCCUAAUCCAUAUGGUGGUACAGUUCUGUUGGGUCUGGCUCAUGGACUGAUGCUUUCAUUUUGGAGUUGGUCCUCUGUUGCCAGAUUUGCCUGGUUUCUAAUAGGUAUAGCAUCUUCAGCUGGUCUCCUUUACUUACAGACCUGGAGCGCUGCUGUUGCAGGCAAUAUUCUUGCCGUCUUCACAAUGUGUGUGUGGCCUCAGCUGGCUGGGCGCUUUGUUGGCUGUCUGCAUCCUGGAAAAGCCAUGAGUACAGCCAUGUUCACCUAUGUUCUUCAGCUAUUCUUCUGUGUAUGGUGUACAGCUUAUAAAUUCGUACCUGGAGGAGUUUAUGCUAGAGAAAGCUCCCAUCUUCUUUUAGGAUUUAUUGUGUUAUGCACUGGGCUAGACUUUCUAAUAGGAUCCAAGAAAGACCUGAACUCAAUCUUUGAAGUGAAAAGCAACCAAAAGCCAUUUUUUAAAAAGACUACAGAAUACAUUAAACUAUUAUUGUGGCUGUUUGUUGGUGUUGGGUUGCUAGGACUGGGUCUACGCUAUAGAACCUAUGAGAAGAAGUUGGGCCGAGGGGUUCCAAAAAGAGAUUUCUCUGCUAUGAUCUGGCCUUUUAGAUUUGCAUAUGACAAUGAAGGCUGGUCCAAUUUGGAAGGAUCCGCUGCUUUACUUAAUCAGACAGGUGCAGAUUUUAUCACUGUUCUGGAAAGUGAUGCCUCUAAACCAUUCAUUGGGAACAACGAUCCAACAAUGUGGCUAGGAGAAAGGCUAGGGUUUUACACAGAUUUUGGUCCAAGUACAAGAGAUCACACUUGGGGGAUUAUGGCACUGUCAAGGUAUCCAAUUGUAAAAUCUACCCAUCACCUUCUCCCUUCUCCAGAGGGAGAGAUUGCACCUGCCAUCUCCAUGACUGUCAACUUCACAGGGAGACUGGUUGAUUUUGUUGUUGCUCACUUUGGAAAUGAAGAGUGUGUAUUCUAUUUAUUUCUUGUUAUGCAUAUUCUGCAAAGUUAACCGUAAUUGUUGUUAAUGAAAUUUGGGGGCUUCUUUUAUACUCUUUAAAAUCUUCUGCUGUGAUAUUGGAAAUACUGAGACAUAGCCAGUAGUUAAACAUUUUGAAGCAUUAUUCUUUAAGGGACAAAUAUUGCAUCCAAAAGUUGGCUAAGCCUAAUACCCAAGCCAGUAGAUAUAUGACAAAAAUACUGUUCUGCAAACCAGGUAAUAGGGCUACAAGUACAUCUCAGUGCAGGAGAGCAUCUUUCUGACUUUCUGCAUGUGGUGUAGAUCUAUUAUAUUCCACAACCAGUGCAGGUAGUUACAGACAGAUAGCAUUAAUUGACAUCAGACACUUAUUAAAAUAAUAAGUAACAGUUCUCUAAGAAAGAACAGUUGUCAAAGCAGAAAAAAAAAAAAUCCACUCCAUAUCUUUAUGUAUGAAACCUGAUCUUCGGGUUCUGAAAUAAAGAAUUAUGUGUGAUUAUAUGUGAUGAAGAAGAUUAGGGUGUAUCUUUCAUUUCUUUAAAGCGAUGUCUGAGUUACUGAAUGUGAUGAAUAUUACUGAGGGAUAUUUUUGUGAUGCUCCAUGCAGUUCUAUUUUCUAUUUGUGGCAAUAUCUAAGAUUCAUCUGUUGUUAUUUUAAUAUUGUUUUAAUUUUUGAAAACACAGGUUUAUGAAUUAGAUACAGACUAUAUGACACAAAAAAGCCACACAGAAAGCAGCAGGAACUCCCACUGUUCCUUUCUCCAUUGUAGAAGCUGUGCUGCAAGCAUGUUUACAGAUUUCCCUUUUACAAACCAUGUAUGUCAGAAACUGCUCCUGGUCUGAAGUCUAAAAAGAAAUCCCAUUCUAUGUCUCGCAAAGAUGAUCGUCUCUCUGAGAAAGUGUGAAAGUAGAAGAAAAUAGCUCUGUAUUCCUUCACCACGGAGACCUGAGACAAAGAUGAAGAGGAAUAAUAGGGGGAGACACAUGGGGCACAAGUACAAAAUAGACUGUGUUUUGAGAUUAGUGAAUUUUAUAAUUAAUGGCAGGCACAACUGCUUUUUUAAAAAAAAAAAAUAAUUAAUUAUUGCUGAUUAGGAAGGCAUAAGCUAAGAGACUGGACAACUACUUCUAUAAUGGUAUCCUUUAAAGGAACCCAUCUUCUUGAGAGUGUAUUUCUUGAAGGAGCUGUUGAGUGAGCUGGCAACUUUUCAUAUAUCUAGGUCAGGCUUCUAUUUAAAUAGUCUCUCUGUCUGCUCCUUCUCCCUAAUGCAUUU